Messenger RNA from Cetraspora pellucida, 470 nucleotides. NCBI's taxonomy places the organism in Eukaryota, Fungi, Glomeromycota, Glomeromycetes, Diversisporales, Gigasporaceae. The record is from the annotation of a GenBank genome assembly.
GAGAAUGUUUACAAAAUACUGUUAGCGAAGAUUUACAAAAUACUGUUAGCCAAGCUUCACAAGUUUCAAUAAAUAGAGACAAUAGUGGUGAAAGUUUACAAGAAAACUUUUUCGAUAGUAAAAGUUUGCUCUUUGAUAAAAGUCAACAUACUAAUGAUCUCAAAUACAAUUCUUUUAUGACUUCAGAUACAUCUAGUGUUGUAACCUUCAAUCUCCCUCAGGGCAAGAUUCUUGUGGAUACGAAACAUCAUAUUGGUAAUCUAGGGUGUAGAAGUUGUCUGGUGCCUAAGGAACAAUUAAGUGAUCUUAGUUUUGAUAUACCAUCAUCUACACAAAUCGUAAACGAAAUCGUUUUAUGCUGGGUGGCCGUCGCCAAAGCAUCACGUUUAAGUUUCAGCUUUACUUUUACCGAACAAACAUAUAAAGAAUUAGAUAAUGCUCUAAAAAUUGAGCAUAUUCUUUUACUAAAG